AUGACGGAUGACAUAAUUACUUCUACACCGCUUCGUAUCAUGAAGCCGCCUAAUAAAGGUGCCGAUAAAACAAUUACUGGAACCGAAAUAAAAGCAAUUGGGAAAGCUAGACAAGAUUUUAAAGCCGAAUUCUCUGUCGCCCAAAGAACCCGGGCUCUAUUUAAUAUAAUUUCCCGUCCACCUCUACUUUGUGCGCCUAGUUUCGGUAUCAAGCUUCCAUUUGAGUCAAACGACAAACUUAAAACCUCUGGACUCGAAAAAGCUUCAAAGGAACUAAGAGAUCUUGCUCUCGCGGAUCCCUGUUUACUGUCAGUGGACGGUUUACUAGAUGUCGUGUUCAUUGCAAGGAAUGCUAUUGAAUACAUCUACGAUGAAUAUGAAACUCGGCAAAUUAAGUGUGGUAGUGAAACCCUUGAUUCCACACUUAAUGUGUUGGACUUCUUUCUCAACCGAAUUGAUCCGGUCGUUCGUAAACUAAGUACUCUUCGAAUGUCACUUAACGAUUUUGAGCUUGGUCAAGUCAUCGGUCGUGGUGCUUGCGGUGUCGUUAGAGUUGUCCAAGAAAAAACUCCUCCACACUCAGUAUUUGCUAUGAAAUCGCAAUAUAAGGGCUCCUGGCUCUAUCAUGACCCGGAGGGAUCUCAGCUCCUCUUGGAAAGAACCGUUUUGGCCCAAGCUACCAUAAUCGAUAAUCCUUGGUUACCACAUCUCUAUUACGCCUUUCAAGACGAUCAACAGUUACAUUUAGUCAUGGACUAUGAACCCGGAGGUGAUAUGUACAUCUUUCUUACCAAUGAUAUAAAACCUGAGAAUUUCGCAAUUGAACGAAGUGGUCAUCUAAAGUUGAUAGACUUCGGUUCUGCCAUUCGACUUGAUUCAAAUGGAGAGUGUAUCUGCCCAACAAUGGUUGGAACUAAGGAGUAUCUGAGUAUCGAACUCAUGAACCAACGCAAGAGGGGUUCAAAAGACCCUCUUCGUGUUGGUCCGGGUUACGACUACUGGGCUAUCGGUGUCUUCCUUUAUGAACUCUUCUAUAAUCAGACGCCAUUCUUCGAUGACGAUGACGAUAAAAUGAUGAAGAAUAUUAUAAACUAUAAGACCACACUCCGUUUCCCGAGCAAUGUUGAUGUCCCAGAAACAGCCAAGGAUCUCAUUCGAAAACUCAUCUGUGACCCCUCAGAACGACUGACUUAUGAGGGAAUUGUUGCUCAUCCCUUUUUUCAGGAUGUUGACUUUGCGACCAUAAGAGAACACACUCCGCCAUAUCUCCCGCCAGUCGGUAAAAUCGACGAUGUUGGCAAUUUCUCGGGUGGCGGUGCUCGAGUUCGGGAUGAAGCUCUCCAUGAUAUUACCAAUGAUGUUACUCUCUCACCCUCUCGUGCUGCUGCUCACAAUCAGUCCAACGGUACGCCAUCAAAAGUGCGCCGUCUCUCAAAUCUCGAGAAUCUCGAUCCGUCUGAAACGGUUGAACAAACCCAACCUCAGCACAAACCACUGUCAUCUAAAGAGAAACAGCUGAGGGCAAUUGCUGAAGCCGCCGCUGUAGAAAUUGUUGAGGAGGUGCAAGAGGUUGAGGACAUUGCUUGGCAGGGACCGGCCUAUGCUGCCGAUCUUCCUUUCAUCGGUUUCUCUUUCACACCCACUAUGCUUCUGGGUGAUCCUCAGUCAAGACAAAAGCAACUUAAGGCUUUAAUCGACAACAACACUACAGUAAUUCAGUCUCGUUUGAGUAUCCUUGAAAACUCCGACAUUGGCGAGGAGGCUAAUGCAAAGAUUAUGGAGGUUAAACGACGCAAUCGGUACUUGGAAAAGCAUAUUACAAUGCAGGAAGAAGAGAUUCGGAAUCUCCGGGCUAAGCUCCAAAGCUCUGUGUACAAAACGGAGGUUAUAAAUAACUUGGAUAAGGCCUUAACCAGUGAUCUGCAUCAACAGGCCGAAACGACUAAAACCGAAAUAACUAACCUCGAGGCACGUGUCAAUUCGUUGACUCUGGAGAAGGCAAAGCUUAUGGAGGAGCUGAAUGAUAUUCGCAAGUGUCUGCUUGAUUUUAAUAAGAUCAAGGAGUUCAUGACUGUAAUGGAUAAGAAGUCGUACGAUGAGGCACAAGCUUUCCAGACUGCUCUGGUUCAAGCUAAUGAGAACAACCGCAUUCUUACAGAAGAAUUCACGCAAGUGCGACAACAAUUGGAUCGGCUCCGAAAUGCCAACACCAAAUUAGUAGCUGAGCGAGACGCCGCCAUCGCGCGGGCCGCCAAAGCAGAAGAAACAGCUGCCGCACAGGCAGAUGAAGCUGAGGCAGCGCGCUCAGCAAUGAACCAAGAGGUUAUCCGCCUCACAACCACUACAGAACAGCAGGGUAAACUCAUUAACCAUCUUCUCUCCCUCCUUCCUGCACCCGAACGCAAGCAUCUUGUCAGUGUCGGCAGUGAUGUCGACGCACUUGCCGAAGCCCUUGAGACUGUUGCUGUGGAAUCAAACGCCCAACGAGCUCCGCGUCACGCUAUUCGUGCUGGCGGUUUUGUCCGCUCGAGGAAUGGCUUCUGGGGAGGUAGGAGUAAAGCCUCUUCUACUGCCGCUACUACUGGCCACUUUGCCCUCUUCCCUAAGAAUAAGAGCAUGGUGAAGUCGAAAAAGAACACACUCAAAUCUUCCCUAGUCUUGGGUAAUGGUAAUGAGGAUGUGAAGAGAAAUGCAGCUUUCAAAUCAAUGAUUGGUUUGGGAGCAUCAUCAAAACCCCAACAGCGACGAAGUAUGAAUGUAGUGGAUGACCUUACGAGUAAUACCAGUAAUGAACAACAGCACCAGCUCGGGUCUUCUGCAUCCAAACUUCAGCAACCAGCUCAACUUCAGCGAGUUCAUAAACGCCGAAUGGUUGCUUGGAUGAGAAACCUCUCAACACUUCGUUCGAGACACUUUCAUGGCAAUAAAGAGGAUAAUUCCUCCAGGAGGAAAUCUCGCCAUCGAGCGUCUGCGGAUUUGACUGGUUUUAGUGAGGAUGAGGGCGAAUAUGACUUGGCUGGUGGUGUUUACAUGGGAGAUAAUGCAUCACUGGACUUCCCCAAUCAGGAGGGUGAAUUUGGAGCUGUGUCGGACGUGGAUUAUAUGCGAGCAUCUAUGUCGACUGCUUCGUCGGGUCGUUCGCCUAGUGUUCAAAGCUAUCCAGAGAUUGCCACUCGAACGGCCAUUUGGUCCCAGCACUUACAAGCUUCCAAUAGUAAUGCAGUAGCUUCUUCGACCCAGAAGACGAAGGAUGGCAAGGAGUCGCACACCAAGCUGUUUAAGCAGUUCAGUCGAGUUCUUGGCAAGGGUGGUAAAUCAAGGGGACCUACGGGGAGCGAACAAUCAUAA
Rodentolepis nana is the source of this 3348-nucleotide messenger RNA. NCBI's taxonomy places the organism in Eukaryota, Metazoa, Platyhelminthes, Cestoda, Cyclophyllidea, Hymenolepididae. The record is from the annotation of a GenBank genome assembly.